Hippocampus comes (tiger tail seahorse) is the source of this 11329-nucleotide messenger RNA. RefSeq names its product zinc finger protein 638 (gene znf638). The coding region runs from base 1097 to 11083 and encodes 3328 amino acids. The transcript is spliced from 32 exons. Gene Ontology annotation, cellular component: nucleus. Gene Ontology annotation, molecular function: zinc ion binding; RNA binding. The record is from RefSeq and is a predicted model, not a curated record. NCBI's taxonomy places the organism in Eukaryota, Metazoa, Chordata, Actinopteri, Syngnathiformes, Syngnathidae.
GGCGUGCGUGUUGUACACUAACUUCCGUUAUUGGCGACGUGACGCCAAGCUAGCGCUCGCUAGCACCGUCGCGGCGAAGGACACGACCGUUUGCUUUUACUAUUGUUAACAAAGGUAAAAAUACGCACGUACACACACAUUUGUCGGGAGGGCUAUUUUGCUGAUUACCAGCAUUGUUUUGUGUUGUGUUGUGUUAUGUUGUGUGGUUUGGACAGCGAUCCAGUUUGUAUCGUCGGGAGAUUAAAGGCCUGCUGUUUUGUCAACAAUCGGCCACGGUGGCCGUUUUAUUUUAUUUUUUAAAGCAAAAAAUAAUACAUACACAGUGUCGUAAUACUGUUUUCUGUCUUGUUAACCAAAUGGUGAAAUGUUGUCUCAUGUUUUGUUGUUUUUUUCCCCUCAACGAGUUUUAGUCCAUGUAGUGGGAGUGUAGCACAUACCCGUUAACGUCGCCAUGCAUUUUCUAAACGGACAUCAACUCAUUUUGAACUUCUCCAAACAUUAUUUAAGCACAGCACGUUUGAAUUUUCAUCCUUUCAUUUACUUUGUUUUGCAUUUAACUUAACUAUUUUACGUAUAUUCUAGUUGUUUUCAUUCUGUAAAAUACUGGACCAUUCGGGAUGGUUUUAAGAUGUAUGGCUGAUGUUAAGGCAGGACUAAUACAACAAAAACGUGACUUGAUGUGAUCUGACUUGCAAGAAAUGUUGGCACUUUGCGUGGUUGUUGCUGGAUAUGCAUCAAAGACAACCCAAUAAAUCAUGUUAGGAUUUGUGUGUCAUUGAUGGAGGUGCUACUUUAUCUGUGUGUCAUUUUUUUGCGAGUCACAAGCAGGAAGUGUGAGCUCCGCUGCACAACUGUAUCUGAAAGGAAAUGAAGAGUGGACGACCUGAGAUGAAAAGUUCCCCCCUGAAGAAGUGUUCCUGUCCAGUGAACAGCGGUCUACUUCCCUGCAGUUAACCUCAUUUUGUUUUUGUAACUCUUUCCAGCUUUGUGUUGACAUCGAAGCAUUGUACUGCUUCUCCUACUCCAAGGCCCCACCAAACACUACCUGUUUGGCGGACUAGCCGGGAGUUCGUUCCUGAUUGUCCCACAGGCAGCCAUGUCUCAUCCUCUGUACAACCCUUAUGGGGCCCAACGAAGGCAGGCAGAGAGCGACCCCCAUAGGGUGUCUUCUUGUGUCGGACUUGGACCCAGCCUCAGCUCCUCCACACAUGGACCGCAGGCUUCUGAAAGCCAGGCGAUUCCUUCGCUGCUGCGCAAUUAUCAACCCAAGCCAGGAUCCAAGACCAAGGAAGACAUCCUGGCUUUGGAUCAAGACUCUCGCAGACAAGAGUUCUCCCCGGAAUCAGCAGCUAGCUCUUACCAAAAUAUCAGCAGAAACUUUGACGGCAGCGGCGACUCUCUCAAUUGCAUGUCAAAUUAUAGCCGAACAGCCGGUGACACCACCUCCUCCUCCUCCUCCGCUCAUUAUCAACAGUCAACGUCAGCGGGUCGUUCUUUGUUUAGUGCCUCCAGUAAGCAGGAUCAUGAGCUCCGUUCAAUUCUACACCGAGAUUACAGCGAACCUCACAUGGCCCAAUCUUCUGAGCCCACUCAAGCCAAAUAUACCUGUGAGGCAGCUGCCAACAUCCUGGUGCAAUUUGGACUUGAAAAGGGUGAUUUGGAGCAUCUUAUAUCCUACCCUGAAGACCAGAUCACCCCUGCCAACUUACCCUUCAUCUUGCGCCAAAUCCGCAUUCAGAAGACCAAGAAGGCCUCGGCUGUCGCUCGAGGCGGCCCUGCUAGUGGGGACAGUUGGAGAAGCCCUGUCCUGGCGGGGAUGGAACGAGAGGAUGCAUCGUCUCCUCUUUUCCAGUCUAGUAAGGUCAUUGACUAUGGACAUACGAGCAAAUAUGCUGGAAUGUUUGGGGAGGAUGUUGAGAGUGGAGCUGAAAGAGCUGAGGGUGACAGUUUGGACAGAAGAAGUCGCGGUCAAGAGCUGGCGCAGCCUGCACCUUCUCGCCCCGAUCAGAAGGAAACUAGCAGCUCUUUCCUCAGCUCCAUCCUGAAAUCUACCCAGCCCAAAAGUCAUGACCCGGUCAAACCAGCGCUGACUAGCGUACAGUCAACGUUCACAACUUUUUCUAUGCCGACAAAAGACACCGAUGCUCGUGACGUCAAAUCUCAAGCCCCAAAAGCCACAGCUUCUGAACGAAAGCAGGACAAGCCUAAGCCCAUCUUAAAACCACAACCGUCACCCGCUUUCCAUCGUCGUGCCCAUCCCGACAGGCCCGACCUCGUAGUCCUCGGAGGAGAUGAUGCCAGCGACAGCAGCGACCAGCGGAAAAGUCAAACUCCGGCCGGUGCAAACAAGGCCCAAAAACCGAAGAUGCCUGCGCAGCAGUCGACCGUCAAGAAAGGGCAACCACAAAAGCAGACGUCCACACAGAAGUCAGCGGAAGUCAAGAAGCAGCAGGUGCCCAAGACCCAGACCAAGACCCAGACCAAGACCCAGACCAAGACCCCGACCAAGACCCCGACCAAGCCCCCACAGCCGGCUAAAAGGAAGACAUUGCUGCCAGACUCUCCGUUGGCGGAGGCGAGCUGGCAGCAGGUUUUCACUGCGAGGCAGCAGGUUCAACCCAUCCACCCCGUUUGCCCCCUGCCCAGCCUCUUGAACGUUCUUGCAUUUCCGUCGUUUGGCCGGGAUCCGGGUGAUGGCGGCAAUCAACUCCCGCAGCCGGUUCUGGCGCAGGUCACGGUCUCUGAGGGUUUGCCAACGUCGGCCAAGAUGCUGGACUAUGCAGCGGCCACGCCCAGAGUCUUUCCACACACGUGUUCUCUGUGUAACAAAGGGUGCGCCCUGAUGAAGGAUUGGCUCAUUCACCAGAACUCCAACAUACACCUUGAGAGCUGCAGAGUCCUUCGCAUGCGAUAUCCAAACUGGGAUGGCGAGGUGUUGUAUAGCCACGAGGAUCAGGAGCGAAAGAAGCCGACGUCCAUCACACACUCUCAGAGUAAGAAACCUCAUCGUGGGGCUCGCUCACCACCUUCCCACUCCAGCCCUCGCCGGUGCAGCUCAGAUGCUCAGAGAGAGAAGAGGACAAGGAGGAGUAGUCGAUCCCGUUCGCCUCACAGCUCCAAAUACAAGCGCAGGUCUCGUUCUUGCUCCACAAGCUCGUCCAACUACCGCCGCUCACGCUCGAGAAGUUACGAGAGGCGUCCUCUGCGACGAAGUCAGGAGGGGCACUCAUCAUUGAGAAGGAGUCAUGGGAGGCGGUCGUCGUCGCGCAGGCGGUCGUCGUCAAGCAGGCGGUCCUCGUCCCGCAGACGGUCCUCAUCGCGCAGGCGGUCCUCGUCACGGAGCCGCCAUGCUAGGCUCUCGUCUCCGAAGAGAAUCCGUGAGAGAUGUCUGCCCCCUACAAGGACCCAUAUUACAAGUGCUACCAUGCGGACGAGCCAGCAGACGUCAGUCAAGGCAGAGAGACUUGCAGAGAAGCUUUUGGAAUCAUCAGCUGUCCAGUCUCUGUCGAAGCAGUCUGAUGUGGAGACUAUGGUCAAAACUCUGGCCCCCGCCUUGUUGGCGGAGUUGGCCAAGUUGGAGGCGACUCCUUCAACCUCUUCCAGAGGAAGAAUCAGCGCGACAUUCGCAGCCUCCGCCUCCUCAUCUGCAGCCAACAAAAAGCCAGUCGCAGCCUCUGGCCAACAGAAAGCUUCCUCCGCAAAGACCAAGCCUGUCAAAGCCUCCGUCCCGACCAUUGUGACGCUGGGAAAGAUUCACCGUUCUCUCACCUACCUUGAGAUUGUGGCUGCCGCUGAGCACUAUGGAAAGACCAAAUCGGUUGUCGUGUUUCGCUCCAAAGGGGAGGCAAUCGUGUGUUUUGAGAAGAAGGAAGAUGCAGAGAAACUGAGGAAGGCAAGGAACCUCAAAAUUAAAGGACUUCCAGUCUCUAUUCUGGAAAACAAGGAGAGUGUCCCCGACGCGCCGAAGACCAAUCCUCAGAAAAAUCCACCUGGGGCUUCCAAAGUCUCUAAGACGCAAACGUCCAAAAGUACCUCGGCCACGCCUGCGGCCCAGGCCAAAGCGAAAAAUGUCCCCGGCAAAGAGAUCACAAAAACUGUGAAAAAAAUUCCGCUGAAGGCCAAGAUAAAACCCACCUGCAAGGUCAUCAGUCAAACGAAAAAAGCCCAAGCACGCACUGCGAAACCACCGGGAGGCGCUGUUUUGAAGGUCAACACCACAGACGAGCAGCGCAGUGUGGUCGCGACUCCAACGGAACCAGAACCAGGAAAGGUGACUGAACCUCUGCAGCAAGCAGUGUUUAAAAGCAAUCUGCCAACGGAAGACGUGAGUGACACGGAACUUCCGCCUGAGCCCAUGCAAGUGGACCCUCCUAUAGCGACCAAAGAGCAAAAUCGGCAGACUAUCGGGCCUCAAGCAGGACCCGCAACAGGACCAGUGGCUCCCCAAGCGGACUCACUUGUCGAACAGCCACGUGACCCUGAAAGCAGUGGCGUCCAGCAACAAGUGCCAGCCAAGACAAUACUAGAUGCAGCUGUGAUGGAGGAAGCGGCGCCCCCAUGCAGUUUGGAUGCAGCACCGGUUAUAGAUUCCGUUCCCCAACGCAGUUCUGAGGCAGCACCGGUGGAGCAGGCCCCCUCCCAACGUGGCUCUGAAGCAUCAGUGAAGGAGGAUGUGGGUUCCUCACACCACUUUGACCGAGCAGUGACGGAGGAAGCGGUGCCCCAAUGUGGGUCCGACGCAGCAUUGAAAAACAAUGCCGCUCCAAAGCCUGGCUCAGAGGCAGCAUUUGAAAGUGAUUUGGGGCUCCCGUGCGGUUCCAAUGCCGCGGUGAGAAAGGAUGCAGUGCCCCCAGCCGGCUCAGAUUCAGCAGUUGAAAAGGAAGCGCCACUCCAGUGUGGCUCCAAUGCAGUGGUGAAGAACAAUUCGGCGCCCCCACACAGCUCCAAUGCAGCACUGAAGAAGGGCGCGGCGCCCCUGUGCGGGUCUGACACAGCAGCAAAGAAGGAUCCGGUGACUUCACGUGAAUCCGAUGCAGCAGCGAAGGACAAAGCGCCGCCAAUGAGCGUCUCAAAAGCAUCAGAAAAGAAGGAUGCGGCGCCACCUCAAGGCUCCGACGCAGCAGUGUGGAAGCCGCCGGUGACCUCGCGUGGAUCCGAUGUAAAGGAGAGUAUGCCCCCGUGUGUUUCGGACUCAGCAGUAAAAAAGGAUGUCGUGCCCCAGUGCGGCUUCAAUGUAGCAGCCAAGAAAGAUUUGGUGGCCUCACAUGAAUCCGAUGCAGCACUGAAGGACAAUGUGACACCCCCGUCUGGUUCAGAGACAACAGUAGAACAGGAUGCGGCCCCCCUAUGCGGCUCCAACCAAUCAGUGAAGAAGGAUGUGACGAUCUCACGUGAAUCCGAUGCCGCAGCGAAGGACAUAGAGGUGCCCCCAUGUGGGUCAGACACAACAGUAGAAAAGGAUGUGGCGUCCCAAAGCGGCUCCAACCAAUCAGUGAAGAAGGAUUCAGCGAUCUCACCUGAGUGCGACACAGCAGCGAAGAAGGUUUCGGCGAGCUCAUGUCAAUCCAAUGCAGCAGCAAAGAAGGAUUCAGCCACCUCACGUGAAUCCGAUGCCGCGGCGAAGGACAACAUGGCUCCCCCAUGUGGUUCAGACCCACCCGUAAAAAAAGAUGCGUCACCUGAACGGGACGCCGACCAAUCAGUAAAGAAGGAUCUGGCGAUCUCAACUGAAUCCGAUGCAGCAACGGUGAAGGAUUCCGCAACCUCACGGGAAUCCGAUGAAGCGGCGAAGGACAAUGUGGCUCCCCCAUGUGGUUCGGACACAGCAAUAAAAAAAGAUGCGGCGCCUCAAGGCGGCUCCAGCCAAUCAGCAUCGAAGGAUCCGGCGACCUCACAUGAAUCCGAUGCAGCGGCAAAGGGCAAUGUGUCACCCCCAUGUGGUUCAGUCACAACAGUAAAAAAAGGUGCGGCGCCACAAGGCGGCUCCAGCGAAUCAGUGAAGAAGGACCUGGCGAUCUCACCUGAAUCCGAUGCGGCAGCGAAGGACACGGUGGCACCCCCAUGUGAUUCUAACGCAACAUUAAAAAAGGAUGUGGCCCUCCAACACGGCUCCAACACAACAAACAAGGAGGAUUCGGCAACCUCGUGUCAAUCCGAUGCAGCAGCAAAGGGUAGUGCGUCGCCCCUGUGUGUCUCAGGGACAGCAGCAAAGAAGGAUUUGGAGCCUGCGCAUGGCUUUGGGCCACCAGUGCGGAAGCAUCCGGCACCCCCGCACAGUUCCACAGCACCAAAGAAGCGUGUGGCACCCCAACACAGUUCGGGCAUAGCUGCCCGACUCACCGUUGGAGAGAGAAUGAAAGACAUUCUGCCUCCACAUCAUAUCUAUGGCAUGAAAACCAGAACCUACCUCAACCAAAAGUUUUACUUAAGGAAUUUAGUUGUGCUGCACAUCAUCAACCUGCCCGAUGAAGAGCACAGCUACUGCGAGCAAGAUGUCAUCGAUGUGUUCAAGCCGUUUGGACUUGCAACUUUUGAUGACUGCGUCUACGUUAUUCCUCAAACAAAAAUGGCAUUUGUUCAACUGAGGACACCCUCAUCUACGCACAUGGCCAUAACGGCCAGCCAAGAUGGAACAUUUGCUCUCAAGGACUUUGCACAGCGAAUUCAUGUGCAAGUCAUGUACAAAAACAUCCCCAUGUGGCCGGCUGACUUCUAUAAGUGGCUGAUGCGGCAGAUGAAAUGCUCCGUAUCGAACCACGGCCCGAGGACCGUCCUCGUCAAAGGCAUCAAGUCGUCCGAGAUCGCCAGCCUUCGGGAAGCUCUGAGGAAAAUCGGCGGCGUGGUCAACUUCAUGCCGCUUCUGAACAAGGUCUUUGUGGAAUUUGAGUCUGCUUCAGAUGCUGAUCGCUUCGGCGUUUGGCACUCCCUCCACAAGAAGUGUCCUGCCUAUCAGCUCCACAGGUUGGGCAUGCCUAUUGUUGGCAAUGAUUCAUCAAGAUCACAACUUUCUCAUCAAGCCAUGCCGGACAGCAAUGUGGCAUUCCCCGGGGCAACCGUUCCGACGAUUAAACAUGGCGUUCCGCAAAGCUCCUAUGCCCCGUUUUACCUGACCAUGAGGACAAAACCCUUCCUCUUUUCGACCUUUUCCCCCUGGUUCGUCAUUCCAGAGUUUGUGACCGUCAGACGAGCACCCGACAUUAACACGGCCAAGUGUCGUGGCGCGGAAGCGGCAUGCACCAUCAUGUUGACAGGCUUGCCUCAAGGAUUUUACAGACAGGAGGAUGUGGCGCGGCACGCGUGGCCCUAUUUUGCCCGCAGGGACCUUCAGACGCUCUGGUACAGUGUGAGCGUGCUGCCGCUCCAGAGGAGGGCCUUUGUGCAUUUCACUGACUGGAAAUCCUGUUGCUGCUUCGUCGAGCGUUACUUACAAGAACAGCUGCGAGUGAGCGGCUCCAGGCUAUCGAUGCACUUUGUCCUGCAGCCCAUGUGUACCGAACCCAACGAGGCGAGCAUGUACGCAUCGCUGAUGCGGCUGAGCAACUCGUACGUUGGAGAGGUGGAGUCGCUGGCUGAGCGGCUGCUUUGCGUGGAGAUCUCUGAGACCCGAAACCACACCGUAAACGUAGUUCUACAUUUGGUCUCACAGCAUGCCGAGAUUGUCAACUUCCUCCCUCUGGCCAACCGGAUUUGCAUCGAGAUGGCCGACGCUGCAGGAGUUGCCUGCGUGGUGGAGAAAUCCAAACAUUUUCAAUUAGAUGGCAAGGCAUCGAGUCAAAUUCAAAGUUUUUGCAGUGCUAAGCGUCUGAAACAGCGCCUUGAGGAUCCAACCGAGUUGACCUUGAAUCUUUACCUUGAAGAGUUCUGGAUGCACACCAGCCCACCACCUCCAUGUCUGCUCACUCUGCGAUUGCCGUCUCCCGCCGCUCCCUCAGCUGAUUCCGGACAACCCACCAAGAUGCUCAUGUCGACACCGCGGGGGGAAGAAACGGCAGCUAAAGAUGACUCUGAGAAAGUGCAAUCUUCGAUGACUGAGGAGACCACAGCUGCUCCGACAAAGGCUAAGGAUGGAACGCUGCCAGCGUCAGCCUGUGGUGGCAAUGAGGUCCCAGCUGUGAACAAUAACAAUUCAACAGCUGUACAUAAUAAGGAAAAAGAGGCCCCCCCUGUUAAAGAGGAAACCCUUGUGAAAAGUGAUGAUGCAUUGAGGCAGGGGGAUGUUGAAGAUGCCAUUCCUUCAGAUGCAGAUCUUUUUGACAACCAACCCUUCAACAUGGAUGAAUUUGUCACCGUCGAUGAAAUCGGGGACCUGGAGGACAGCGCAAGCGAGGCCCCCCGACUACCCCAGAGAUCUUCCUCCCAAGCAGAUCUGCUGCCUGCUCGCAAACGGACCAAAGUGAGCGCCUCAAAAGAGUCAAAGAGUUCCGCCUCCUCCCUGCUAGUCUCCUCCAGGACCACCAGAAGCUCAUCAAAAAGGAGCCUCUCUUCGGGGUCCACCCCCGCGCCGCCUACAAAGUCGCCCCCCCCAAAAAAAACAAAACAAGCAAACGCUUCACACCAGAAAUAUCCCAUACGGUUGUCUCCCACUGAUUGUGGAGAAACGAAUUUGCCGACAAUGGCCAAUGAGGAUAGUUAUCAAGUGUUGGAUAGCGUCUGCGAUGACCAAAAAUCUCCCUCGGGCGAAGUCGGCAACAUGGAGGUGGAUGUCUCUGGAGGUGGCAGGUCCGAGCUCCAAGCAGCUCCGGAGCAGGACAACAUCAGUCAGGUUGAAAAUGCUGAGGAAGAGCAGACACAACCAGCUUCUGCAUCAAAAGUUGAAGAGCAGGAAAACAGCGGAGGAGAAAAUGAGGUGAUGGCAGAAUCCUGCCAAACAAACGAUGCAGUUGAGGACCCGCCCUCAGCUGACCUUGACAGACAAGUUGUAGAGAGUGCCGGUGGACUGUUACUCAAAGACGACACUAUGGUCUCAGGACAAGAAGUAGGAGAGGAAGAAGCGGAAGCAUACCAGGUGAUUGAUUCUGUGGAAGAGCAGCCAGCUCCCAUCGAGAAUGAGCUCAAUGUCCCAGAAGCACCGAAGCGUCGUCCUCCCUCAAGCAAAGCACUCAAGCGCAAAGCGCGCAUACCUCCAAAGAGGCCGGCGUCCGCCACCGCCAAACCUCCUGAGCCCGAGAAAUACCUCGUGGUCGAUUCUUUCCAAGUUGAAAGUUCCACAAGCACACCGGCGGCGGGUAGGAGGCGGAGCACCAGAGGAAAGACACAAGAGCAGAGCAUCAAAACAUCUGUCAAGGAUGAGGAGGCCACUUUCCACAUUAUAGACUCGGUGGAGGAUGAAGUGAGUGUCACCCCGAAAGUCACCAGAGGAAAAAAAGGAAGACCGCCAAAGAGAGACGCAUCAAGUGAGAACAGAGCUCAAGAAAAAAAGGCUGCCACGGCGAGGGCAAAUCCUACACAUGAAAGCGCCAAGGGAAAAACACCAAUUAAGAUUGAGGCCAUCAUUAAAGAGGAGCCCAUCUAUCAAGUCCUGGACCAGGUGAAGGUUUCUCCACCCACAAGAGGUAAAAGGAGGAGGGGAAGACCAAAGAAAGAGGUUAAAAUGGAACAAAAUGACACGAUUGAUGAAGAAGAAGCAGCGACGUUCCAGGUCCUGGACUCUGUGGAGGACGACACGGGCCCGGAUCUGCCGUCGACUGAGCACACGCCAUACGAUUCAAAAAAGGAAGGCGGGACAGACACGACGUCUCCGAUAAAGCUCGAGGAUGAGGAGGAAGCAACGUAUCAAGUGGUUGAUUCUUUGGAGGAAGAGCCGGCCGAAGAAGAGGUGAGCGCCACGGAUGUUUGCGGUUCAGUCGAGACAGAAGAACACCAAACAAAAAUAGGUGAAAAAGUUGCAAAAUGUGAAAACAAACAAGAGGCUGAUGUCAAAGGGGAAGAUGUGCCUUCCCGAAUGAAGACCAGGUUGCAACGGCGCUCCGCUGCCAAAAAAGACGGCGCACCGCUGAGCGCUCUCACGCUGGACAAAGUGAGCGACGACGAGGAAGACUUCUCCGACGACGUUGCCCAGAAGCCAGCGGAGGCAAAGGGGCAAGCCGAGAAGGAACGCAAGAACAUCCGGUGCCGGGAGCGCGGCGCGUCAAGCAGAUGGCAGGCCAGAAGACGCGAGGCUAAGGAAAAACUGGUCACGCUGGACCAAGUCGGAACGGAGGAGGCCGGCGACCAGCGGCAGCGAGCGCCGGACAGUGACGUCUCUGAGGGCGAGCUUGCGCUGGUUACUCUGGAUGAGCUUGUGCUCGAGCAGGAAGAGGCAAAAGGGCAACGCCCAGUCAGCGAGGGAGAAUUCUCAGAGAACUGUCUGAACCCUGAGACUCUUUUGACUUUGGAUGAAACUGGUGAUAAGGAGGACCACGAUGAGAAAAGUGAAUCUGUGGGGAUGCCUCAGUCUACCGAACGCAAACGUAGCGACGACACAGAGGACAAUGCAACCUUGGUGACACUGGACCAAGUGGGACAUGUUGAAGAGGACAUCUUGAGAAGCGUAAUUGAGAAGCGGCAUCGAUCGGCUUCUGUGACAAUUUCGACCGGCGCGAACCAGGGCGAGACAAAGGCAGCGACAUCAUCCGAUGAUCCCCGGCUACCAUGCGUCCAUCCGGAGGAGAAGGAGAGAGAGGAGGAGAGGGAAAAGGAGCAAAACAAAAAAGAGAAUGCAGAGGAGGAAAGCACAAUGGCGGAGACGGAAAACGAGGAGUUAGCCGCGUCUGCUCGGCAGCCCGUGCAAGCUUCACUCCAAAAACUGGGCAAACGCACGGCGGAGCUCAUUUCACCUGCAGCAAAACGAUCACGUUCCGAAUCUCCCUGUGGCCCUCCAGCUUUUGUUCUGCCAGUGUUCAAACCCAACAACCCUCUUGGUACAGAGUUUGUCGUGCCAAAGUCUGGUUAUUUCUGCGAACUCUGCUCAAUAUUUUACCUGAAAGAGAGAAUAGCCAAAGACAUGCACUGCAGCAGCCGGAGGCACUAUGACAAUUUAAAGAAAUAUUACCGCAAGUGUGAAGAGAAUUCAAGAGCAUCCACUCAAGGCUCUGUCUCCGAUUGAGCUCCUUUCCAAUGACUGUCAAAUGUUCUUUUUUUUUUUUUUGUCUUUACACCUGCAGCCAGAGUUUUCCAUCGCGCAUCCGAUUUCAGACCUCUAUCUUCAAGUUUUUAGUCUAUUUAGUUUUGAUUUGCUGUAGCUAUACUGUAAAUGGGAGACGAUAAAAGUUGUAUCCUGUCAGUUUGUUUUUACGAACAUACAGAUAGAUUGCCUUUAAACUGCUUAUUAAAUGUUCACAGUAAAAUGAUG